Molecule: messenger RNA, 1518 nt
Organism: Naumovozyma castellii
Lineage: Eukaryota; Fungi; Ascomycota; Saccharomycetes; Saccharomycetales; Saccharomycetaceae
Product: C2H2-type zinc finger protein
Exons: 1
Coding region: 1-1518 (505 amino acids)
Source: RefSeq, a predicted model, not a curated record
AUGCAUAGUGAUGCAAGGUCCAGGGGAUCAUCGAGAGAAUCACAAAAGAUUUUUAUUUCAGAUAUCAUAAAUCCUCUUAAUAGUUCAAUUAUGGACGAAAGAAAACAUUUUUUGCAUGCCACAUUCUCGAAGCAACCAACUUUGACAAACGAAAAUUCUGGAAAUAUUAUUAAGGAUGAAAGAGAAGGAAUUGCCUGCAAUUUAAUAGGUAAAUCAGCUAAGACAUCGAAAGUACUGGACUCAUCAACAGCUGAACCUAUUCCUGAGAGCAAAAAUAUGUUUGGCGAAUAUAAACCCUUAAAAGGUCGUUCUCCUGAAAAAGAACAUCUAGGCAUGUCUAAAGUAAACAAUUCUUCGUUGUUACCAAAUAUUCAGGGAACCUCAGAAAUGGAACCUCAAAUUUCACGACAUUCUCAGAAUGUCUUUAUGGAUAAAGUUGAAGCUCAAAAUGACAAUCAAUUUUCUAUGACUCCUUGGCCCCAUCAAUAUCUUCAUUCUUCAUUUCCAUUUUCAAACUCAGAUAACUUAACACCAUCUUAUCCAUCUAAUAAUAAGGUGAAUAUGCCAGUCGAUAAGUCAUCAGUUGACUUUAAUGCCUCUCAGGUAAAUGGCUCAAAGAGACAAUCGGUUCCCUCUAAUAUUAAUAUAAUGCCAUACCAGUCACAACAACAACCACAGCAGCUCCAGAAGCUCCAGCAGGGACAAAAUUUCCAAUCUCAGCCUCAACAAAUGCAACAGCACUUUUUGGUCAGUGAGCAGCCCUGUGGUCAUGAUCUUCCAAACCUGAUAGGUCGACAACAACUGCAUCAGCGCCAGCAACUUCAACUCUUGCAACAACAGGAUGGGUAUUCGACCAUGGCAUUUCCCCCACUUCCGUCUAAUGAUUCCCAAGUCCCUCUCAUGCGUAGAGGAGUUUCGUCAUACCAGCCUUCGACUAGUAUUGGCACACUUCCUAAUGGAAGAGGAUCUAAUUCGAAUUCUAAUUCGUCAUCAUUACACAUUAAAGAUCUUGAGAUGAUAUCGCUAAGGAAUGGUGAAGAUCUUUAUGUACAAAGAACCCCGCCAAUAAACGGUGUUAAUGAUACGCAACAAAUGAUGAACAAUAAACCGUUCUACCAUAAUCCAGCUCCUAUCUCGAUGUAUAGGGCUCAGCAGUUAAAUUAUAUGGAAUCUUCAAACUCACCUCUUUUACAACAAUAUUAUAGUAACAUGCGACAAUUCAGCAAUGAUAACCCCUCUUCUUUUAACAGGGUUGGUUCAUCUGAACUAUCCAGUAAGAGUGUUGGCUCACAAAGAAGGAAUCCGAGGAUGCAGGAGCUGCAAACUAGGAAGAGGAAAAAACAAUGCAAACUUUGUGGUAAAGUAGUGACUCGAACUAGUUCUUUACAAACUCAUAUGCUUAUCCAUACAGGUGUUCGUCCCUUUUCGUGUACUUGGCCAGGUUGUAAAAAGACUUUCAAUGUUAAGAGUAACAUGAAUAGACAUUUAAAGCUGCAUUUAAUUAAAGAGGACAGUUAG